Molecule: messenger RNA, 2682 nt
Organism: Blumeria graminis f. sp. triticale
Lineage: Eukaryota; Fungi; Ascomycota; Leotiomycetes; Helotiales; Erysiphaceae
Source: the annotation of a GenBank genome assembly
AUGUCUCAAUACCCGGAAAUAUAUGCUCAUCUCAUUGCGAAUCCAAUCGAAGCUAUCCUAACAACAUUCCGAAACGAUUACACAGAGGAGAGCGCUCAAGAUGAUGUCGCGAUACUAUUUAGUACAUUAGCUACUCAUAUACUACGUAUCAGACCAAAAAAUGAACUUAGAAAAAUAGCCAAUAAUUUUUCGAGAAUCUCCGCGGAUAUUUCGGACCAUGGAUAUCAACUCAAAGAACUUGAAUCUCUCGUCCAAGCUAUCUUAAAAUACCAAGAUGAAGUUGAAGUAUUCAAAAUUGCAAUUGAACUUGCGCAAGGAUUAGCAGAUAAGCCAAGUGACAAUCAACGCAGUGAACGCAGUGAUCUAUCACAGUUGACACCCACACACGGUCCAUUUACAUUCACCCGAAGUGUUUCAGAGGCAAAGGGUUUCAACAAAAAUGUCACCUCUAUGACCGCAGCAUUAAGGAAUGAACUUUAUAAAAAUGUAAUUGUGGAUUUGGACAAUUUCUGGACGGAGCUUUUCCUGGGUAAAGAUUGGUCCAAUCAAACAUGGAAUAUUUGGAAAAGCUAUGAAGCAUAUGAAUUAAAAGAAAUAAAGAUCCGGCAAGAAUAUGAGAUCAUGAGACAAAAAACGGAUGCACUUAAAAUCCAGAAAGAAGCUGAAUCGGGGACACAAAGAGAAACCUCAAACGAUAAGCAGAAGGUAAUCCAGGUUCAAAAAGAAAGAAUAGAGGGAAUCUCACCGGAUACUCGUAAUAUUACUCGAAGUCAUAAAAACAAAAUGGCCAGAAAUUUAGAGACUGUGAUGGAGGAAGAAACAACAAAAUCCUUCAGAAAAACCCGAAGUCAGACAAAAAAAGAGGACGAGGAAUCGGCAACUUUGGCAGAAAACGAAUCUCUCGAAGGUUCUCAAAAUAUUGGGAAAACAAACACCAAUAAUUUUCAAAACCAAAUCAACUCGAAAGAGGCUGAAUUUGUGUUAAUCCAGAAAAAAGUCUAUAAAAACAAGAUUCUGACAGGAGACAUGACUGAAGAUGAAAUGUGGGAGUGGCUAGAUUUUUUUCGUGAGAAUUUUUUGAAUCAGCUCACAGAUCAAUUCCACAGACCAUCGGAAAAGUUUCCAACAAUCAUCAAAGAGGCAGAAGGCUCCCAGUUGCGUUGCCAAUAUUUUCGCUCGUCAAAAGAAUGCCGGAUGAAGGGUACCAACAACAGUUACCAGGUUGACUUCCUCACAAAGAGAAUUGGGUCUUCUAAUGCUCAUAUAAAUUUCCAUCAAUGGAGUGAUGUAAGAGUUCUGGGUGAGUUUACGAAAAAGGAUUCUUCAGACCAAAGGCACGAAAAGUUUUAUCAGCUGUCAAGACUUGCUCUCCAAGUGUUUUACACACAGCCACUUCGUCAUUUUGUACAUGGAUUUACCGCGUUUGAAUCAAACUUUGAAUUGUGGGUGUUUAACCGCUCGGGCGCAUACAGCUCGGGCUUAUUCACCCUCAAAGAAGAUAAGGAAAAGUUUGUGCGAGCAAUCUGUUCAUACCUUUUGAUGAGUGAUCAAGAACUAGGUAUUGACUCAUCAAUUCAAAAAGUCAAUGGACGCUCUACUGUAUCCAUUCAUGAUGAGAACCAUAAGAAGGCAAGGAAGUUUGACAUCAACCCUAACCCUUUUUUCAUGGCGGGUACCAUAGUCACUCGUGGAACUACCUGUUUUGAGACCUUGGAUAAAAGUAAAGUUGUUAAAUACUCGUGGGUCAGGACUCCAGGUAAAUUAGAAAUCGACUUUUUGCAACAUGCCCAUGGAAUAGAUGGCGUGGUUGAGUAUGUCAUGGCAGAUGUAAUCUGUACCACAGGUGAUCAUCUGAAGGACCUCAACUUCAGUAAUGCAAAAUAUUUGAAGAUGGUGGGCUGCAAUCCUUUUAUCUCCAAGGCUGAAGGUGCCGAGGUACCUCCGACUCCCCAGUUGAGAGAUCGAGAACUUCGCAGAAUAGUUAUUUCACCUCGUGGCCGUAGUCUUCGUUCCAGUAAGACAAUUAUGGAGUUUCUUGUUGGCAUACGAGACGCAAUUGUGGCACACCGCCGCCUGUAUGUCGAAAAGAAUAUACUUCAUGGUGACAUAUCUGACGGUAACAUCAUUCUAGCGACUGUGGGAGGUAAAACUCAAGGGAUGUUGAUCGAUUUGGAUCACGCCGAAAUGGUUAAACCGCCUCCAGGCAAGGAUGACAACUUAUUUUUGACUGGCACCAUGAAGUUCAUGGCGCUUGAGAGGCUACAAUAUGCUGCAAAUCGUGGGGAAACCAUAAAUCGCACGUUUCAUCACGAUCUGGAGUCAUUCUUUUAUGUGUUCAUUGUAGGAUGCAUAACAUAUGAACGCGAAAAGAAUUCAAUGGAGGUCAUCAACCUGCAGAAGUGGCACACUCACGACAUCAGGAGUAACUAUCUGGCAAAGAAAGUAGAUGUCAUGGCCUUUGAAGAACUAAUUCUCGAAAGAUUUUCCACUAAAUUCGUAGACAUUAAGGCUUUAGCAUCCGAACUCCGAGAAAUACUAUUUGGGGAAAAUGGCACAAAGUACGGUACUCCUGGUGAGCAUGAACUGGAAUAUGAGAAGAUUAUUAAGGCAUUCAACAAUACCAUUGAAGAUCUAAGAGAUGGGAAAAUCGAGAAUAAAUUGUUGGUUAGAGGAACAUCAUGA